AUGUAUGGUUUUCAACAAGAACAGCCAGAGCUAGAAAGCGAGACCCUCGGCUUCUGUGAUAGUAUCAUCUCUACAAGCACGUUCUGUGAUCCAUUGCCUGAGCUCGAUGACUUUUUAUGCACCCCGAACCAUGACAAUCUCCUCCCACCAUACUACUCAUCUUGCUUUUCUGAUCCUCUAGUUUCCAUCUCUCCAGAAAUCAUUCUACCCAAUAGCUGUGAUUUGUGCUGCCAAUACCAGUGUCAUCACUCGAAACGUCAGAAGACCAAUGGUGAUUUCUAUUACUCAGAUGGGAUGCUCAAUUGCUUCGAUGGGUUUGUUCCGAGUUCUCGCUCUGUGCUCGAGUUCUUGCCCGACCAUUUGUUGCUUCCAUCCACAGAGAUUCAGGUUCCACCAGCUUAUUCGAGUAGGGAAGUUCACAGCGCGAAGAAAGUAAAUGAGAGGAGUCUAUCAGCACAGAGUAUAGCUGCUCGGCAGAGGAGAAGAAAGAUCAUUGAGAAAACUCAAGAGCUUGAGAAGCUUAUUCCAGGUGUUAAUAAGAUGAACACAGCUGACAUGUUUGCAGCUGCAUUCAAGUAUGUGAAGUUUUUACAGGCCCAAGUAGGAAUACUUGAAGUAAUGGGUUUGAUGCAGGAAACCAGUAAGGAUCAACGUGAUGUAAAAGAACUCCAGAUUCUUGGUUCUCGAGCAAUCCAAGAGAAGCUGUAUUUGGAGGAGAAGUGCUUGGUUCCACAAGGAUUUGUUAAAAUUCUUGCAGAGAAGAAUGAAAUACAAUCAAAUCCUUCAAUUUCUGAAGAGCUUAAUCAGUUUAUGCAAAUAGAGCAAUGA
This is a messenger RNA of Nelumbo nucifera (sacred lotus), 828 nucleotides long. RefSeq names its product transcription factor bHLH52-like. Gene Ontology annotation, molecular function: RNA polymerase II cis-regulatory region sequence-specific DNA binding; protein dimerization activity; DNA-binding transcription factor activity, RNA polymerase II-specific. Gene Ontology annotation, biological process: regulation of transcription by RNA polymerase II. The record is from RefSeq and is a predicted model, not a curated record. Gene Ontology annotation, cellular component: nucleus. NCBI's taxonomy places the organism in Eukaryota, Viridiplantae, Streptophyta, Magnoliopsida, Proteales, Nelumbonaceae.